AUGGCAGAGGCCAGUAUUUCAGUGGGUCAGGACAAGUUCAUGUGUCCAGUCUGUCUGGAUCUCCUUAAGGAUCCUGUGACUAUUCCCUGUGGACACAGUUACUGUAUGGGCUGUAUUAAGGUCUGCUGGGAUCAGGAUGAUCAGAAGGGAGUCUACAGCUGCCCCCAGUGCAGAGAGACCUUCAUACCCAGACCAGUUCUGGGUAAAAAUGCCAUAUUGACUGAAAUGGUAAAGAAAUUGAAGACGAGACUCCAAGCUGCUGCUCCUCCUGCUCACUGUGACACUGGAGAUGUGGAGUGUGAUUUUUGCAUUGGGAAGAAAGAAAAAGCCAUCAAGUCCUGUCUGACAUGUCUGGUUUCAUACUGUCAGACUCACCUCCAGCCUCACUAUGAGGUCACUGCCCUCCAGAAACACACGCUGGUCAAAGCCUCCACACGACUACAGGACCAGAUUUGUCUUCAUCACAACAAACUGACAGAACUUUGGUGUCAAACCGACCAACAGUUCAUGUGUUAUCUGUGUAUGUUGGAUGAACACAGAGACCAUAAAACAGUAUCAGUGGCAGCAGAGAGGACUGAAAGACAGAAACAGUUGGGAGAAAGUCAGAGGAAAACCCAGCAGAGAAUCCAGGAGAGAGAGAAGGAGGUACAGGAUCUGAGACAGGCUGUGGAGUCUCUGAGGCGCUCUACACAGGCAGCAGUGGAGGACAGUGAGAGGAUCUUUACUGAGCUGAUCCGCUCCAUUGAGAGAAGGUGCCGUGAGGUGACAGAGCUGAUCAGAGAUCAGGAGAAGAGUGAAUUGAGUCGGGCUGAAGGAGUUGUGGAGCAACUGGAGCAGGAGAUUGCUGAUCUGAGGAGGAGAGACACUGAGCUGGAGCAGCUUUCACACACAGAGGAUCACAUCCAUUUCCUCCAGAGUUUCUCUUCUCUCUCUGCCUCUCCUGGAUCUGAAGACUUACCCAGCAUCACUGUCAGUCCACACCUCUCUUUUGAGGAUGUAGGAAAAUCUGUCUCUCAGCUGAAAGAGCGACUGGAGGAUUUCUGGAAGAAGGAGUUUGGAAGACUUUACAGUAAAGUAUUUUCUGUUUUAUUUCUCUAUUUCUCUUUCUAUUGUGAACACUUUAAGAGUCUAAUGAACCCUUUUGUUUUUCAAGAGAGAAACAUUGAGAUCAUUCCUCUCCCUGAACCCAAAACCAGAGAGCAGUUCUUAGAACAUUCCUGUGAUCUCAGACUGGAUCCCAACACAGCACAUAAACACCUCUGUCUGUCUGAGGGGAACAGAGUGGUGACAUGGAGUAACACAGUCCGGUCAUAUCCUGAUCAUCCAGAGAGAUUUGAUAGGUGGCGUCAGGUGUUGUGUAGAGAGAGUGUGUCUGAACGCUGUUACUGGGAGACUGAGUGGAGUGGGGAUAAUGGGGUUGAUAUAUCAGUGUCAUAUAAAGACAUCAGGAGGAAAGGACGGGGUAAUGAUUGUGGGUUUGGAUAUAAUAAACAGUCCUGGAAUUUGUUCUGUUCUCCCUCUGAAUACUCAUUCUGGCACAAUAAUAAAGUGACUCAAUUCCCCAUAGUCCCCAGUUGCUCCAGAAUAGGAGUGUAUGUGGACCACAGGGCAGGAACUCUGUCCUUCUACAGCAUCUCUGACACAAUGACCCUCCUCCACAGAGUCCACACCACAUUCACUCAGCCCCUCUAUCCUGGGUUUAGUGUCUGGCCAAGGUCAACAGUGAGGCUAUUUUGGGAGCUUUAUAAAAUGGCCAGUAUUUCAGUAGACCAGGACCAGUUCAUGUGUCCAGUCUGUCUGGAUGUCCUUAAGGAUCCUGUGGCUAUUCCCUGUGGACACAGUUACUGUAUGGGCUGUAUUAAAGGCUACUGGGAUCAGGAUGAUCAGAAGGGAGUCUACAGCUGCCCCCAAUGCAGACAGACCUUUAGUCCAAGACCUGCCCUUGGUAAAAACGCCAUAUUGGCUGAAAUGGUGGAGAAACUGAAGAAGACGAGACUCCAACCUACUGCUCCUCCUGCUCACUGUUAUGCUGGACCUGGAGAUGUGGAGUGUGGUGUUUGUACUGGGACAAAACCGAAAGCCAUCAAGUCCUGUCUGGUGUGUCUGGAUUCCUACUGUCAAACUCAUUUUGAACAACAUGAAAAACUGUUCAGAGGAAAGAAGCACAAUGUUAUUGAUGCUAAUGGAAAACUACAAGACCAGAUUUGCCCUCAUCAUAACAAACUGAUAGAACUUUGGUGUCAAACCGACCAGCAGUUCAUGUGUUAUCUGUGUCUGGUGGAUGAACACAGAGACCAUAAAACAGUAUCAGUGGCAGCAGAGAGGACUGAAAGACAGAAACAGUUGGGAGAAAGUCAGAGGAAAACCCAGCAGAGAAUCCAGGAGAGAGAGAGGGAGGUGCAGGAGCUGAGACAGGCUGUGGAGUCUCUGAGGCGCUCUGCACAGGCAGCAGUGGAGGGCAGUGUCAGAAUCUUUACUGAGCUGAUCCGCUCCAUUGAGAGAAGGUGUCAUGAGGUGAUAGAGCUGAUCAGAGGUCAGGCGAAGACUGAAUUGAGUCAGGCUGAAGGAGUCCUGGAGCGACUGGAGCAGGAGAUUGCUGAUCUGAGGAGGAGAGACACUGAGCUGGAGCAGCUUUCACACACAGAGGAUCACAUCCAUUUCCUCCAGGUAACAGUGGAGGACAAAGUGAUCACCAAUAUAACAGCGCUUGACUUCUCUUCAAGUCUCUCAUCUCUCUGUUCCCCUCCUGGAUCUGAAGACUUACCCAGGAUCACUGUCAGUCCACACCUCUCUUUUGAGGAUGCAGGAAAAUCUGUCUCUCAGCUGAAAGAGCGACUGGAGGAUUUCUGUGAGGAGGAGUUUGGAAAACUUUCUAGAAAAGAUUCCUGUAAUCUCACACUGGAUCCCAACACAGCACAUAAACACCUCUGUCUGUCUGAGGAGAACAGAGUGGUGACAUGGAGUAACACAGUCCAGUCAUAUCCUGAUCAUCCAGAGAGAUUUGAUGAGUGGUGUUAUCAGGUGUUGUGUAGAGAGAGUGUGUCUGAACGCUGUUACUGGGAGACUGAGUGGAGUGGGCCUUAUGGGGUUUAUAUAUCAGUGUCAUAUAAAGACAUCAGCAGGAAAGGACGGGGUCGUGAGUGUUGGUUUGGAUUUAAUGAUCAGUCCUGGAGUUUGUACUGCUCUCCCUCUAAUUACUCAUUCGAACACAAUAAUAAAGUGACUCAACUCCCCAUAGUCCCCAGUUCCUCCAGAAUAGGAGUGUAUGUGGACCACAGGGCAGGAACUCUGUCCUUCUACAGCGUCUCUGACACAAUGACCCUCCUCCACAGAGUCCAGACCACAUUCACUCAGCCCCUCUAUCCUGGGUUUAGAGUCAGAGGAGACCUUUAUGGUGGUUUAAGAUCAGAAGUGAGGUUAUGCCACCGUAAAAAAUGA
Chanos chanos (milkfish) is the source of this 3438-nucleotide messenger RNA. RefSeq lists its product as uncharacterized. The transcript has 12 exons. Gene Ontology annotation, molecular function: protein binding; zinc ion binding. Bases 1 to 3438 code for a protein of 1145 amino acids. Lineage: Eukaryota; Metazoa; Chordata; Actinopteri; Gonorynchiformes; Chanidae. The record is from RefSeq and is a predicted model, not a curated record.